GAGAGAGAUUAAAACCAGCAACGGUCGCCUGGGAUGAUACGUCCGACGACUCACCUGUGACCGCUUUUGCUUUGGGUUUGAGCUUUCCCCUCCCUCCCUCUUCUCCUCCUGUCCACCUCGAAGAUCCUGAGCGGAAUCUCGGCUGCUGUGUUCGAGAUGUACAUGCCGGUCAUGUUAGCCCGGGCGGUGCUGGAUAGGCUGGAGGAGCCGGUCACCGUGGAGGCUCGGCCGCCGCCGGCGCCGUGCGCGACGCGCUCCACUUGGCACUCCGUGGAGACUCUGGUGGUGGUCCUGGCGGCGAUCACGAUGGCCGCGGUGAUCGCGGGGGUGUUCGCCCGGGCGUGCGGCGGGCGGCAUCUGGUGGGCGGCGGUGACCGCGACGUCGAGGGGUGGGUGGAGCAGAAAUGCAGUAGUUGCCUGGACGGCGGCGUGGCACCGCCACCUCCUCCGAGGUCGGGUGAAGGCAAGAAUUGAGUCGGGUCAGCGGAUUAGAGGAGAAGGAAGAGGAGCUCGUUUGUUUGGGUUUGUUAGUGAGUAGUGGUAUUAUUAGCUCUUAUUCUUUUAGCUUGAGUUGUUCUCUAUCAUAUAUAAUGACUCUGUACAUGUGUUUCUACUACUCCAAAGUGUUUGCUGAAAUGAAGUAUUGGUUUGUCA
Molecule: messenger RNA, 654 nt
Organism: Musa acuminata subsp. malaccensis (wild Malaysian banana)
Lineage: Eukaryota; Viridiplantae; Streptophyta; Magnoliopsida; Zingiberales; Musaceae
Source: RefSeq, a predicted model, not a curated record